Solea solea (common sole) is the source of this 1246-nucleotide messenger RNA. Its product is annotated as annexin A1-like. Gene Ontology annotation, biological process: response to interleukin-1; response to peptide hormone; inflammatory response. Bases 41 to 1090 code for a protein of 349 amino acids. Gene Ontology annotation, molecular function: calcium-dependent phospholipid binding; cadherin binding involved in cell-cell adhesion; calcium ion binding. Gene Ontology annotation, cellular component: cytoplasm; plasma membrane. Lineage: Eukaryota; Metazoa; Chordata; Actinopteri; Pleuronectiformes; Soleidae. The record is from RefSeq and is a predicted model, not a curated record. The transcript has 12 exons.
CAGCAGCAGUGUGAGGACUGCAGUCCCACAGACAGCAGAGAUGUCCAUGUUCAAGAGGUUCUUCAAAGGCAUCAUCCGCAAAAGAGACGACGAGGACGACAACGACGACAGAGACACUGACCACAAGCAUAAACCGAAGCCGUAUCACGGAACCGUCGUCCCGUACCCGAACUUCAGCGCCAGCCACGACGCUUCGGUUCUGAACAGCGCCAUCGAGAGUAAAGGAGUGGACGAGGACGUGAUCAUCGCAGUCCUGGUGAAGAGAAGCAACGAGCAGCGGCAGAAGAUCAAAGCUGUCUAUGAAGCGUCCACAGGGAACAGACUGGUCCGGGAUCUAGAGUCAGCUCUGCGGUCAGACCUGGAGGACAUCACUCUGGCUCUGCUCAUGACGCCGGCUCAGUUCGAUGCUUACCUGAUCAGGAAAGCCACCAAGCGUCUGGGGACAGAUGAGGACGUCCUGGUGGAGGUUCUGGCGACCAGGACAAACCAAGAGAUCCGAGACCUUAAGAGAGCCUUCAAAGAAGAGUACGACACAGAUCUGGAAAGUGUCAUCAGGGACGAGACUAAAGGCGACUUCACUGAGGCUCUUCUGGCCAUGCUGAGGGCAGACAAGGACGAGAUCACUCACAUCGACAUGGCUCAGGCCAAAAAGGACGCAGAGACUCUGUUCGAGGCGGGCGAACAUCCGCAAGGAAUCAACGUGUCCACUUUCAUCGACAUCCUGACCAAGCGCAGCGGGCCGCAGCUCUCCAAGACAUUCCAGAUGUACGCCUCAGCCAGUGACGUCAGUUUACCUAAAGCGCUGGGCAUGGAGCUGAGGGGAGACAUCGAAGAUUGUCUGAUCGACAUCGUGAAAUGUGCCUGGAACAAAUCAGCUUUCUUCGCUGAGAAGCUCCACAAGGCCAUGAAGGGCUACGGCACAUGUGAGGACACGCUGAUCCGGGUGCUGGUCAGUCGCUCUGAGGUCGACCUGAAGAAGAUCGUAGAGGAAUACAGGGCCAUGUAUGAUAUAAGCCUACAGGAAGAUAUACUGCAUGACACUAAGGGACAUUAUCAGAGGGUCCUACUUGGACUGUGUGGACCCCACUGAACGUCUGCCAUCACUGCCGAUCAAGAGUCCACAGAAACCUGGAGACUGCCAUCUUUCUAAAUAAUAUGACAGGAUGUGAAAAUGUUGUCUUUUUAAAUAUUAAUAAAACAAAAACAAAAAGCAAAAAAAAAAAUUCUACAUUUUUAGUAGUUUUAU